CCCCACCCCACCUUCCCGGCUAGUAAUUUCCCCAGGGCCAGGUGCUGCGGCCGUCCAGUGCGUCGCUGCGCUCGACCCAGGACGGAGCGGCUCUCCGCGGGGAGCAGCGGGCGGCGCGGCCGGAGCGCGGGCACCAGACUCUUAAAUCAUGGACAAACAAAACAUGCCAGGAAGAAAUUUACCAGCUGGGUCUCUCCCUCAAUAUCCCCCGGCAGCAUUCCAAGGACCUCCAGGACCUCCUGGCUAUCCUGGCCCGCAGGCUGGCUAUCCUGGCCCGCAGGCUGGCUAUCCUGGCCCCCAGGCUGGCUACUCUGGCCCCCAGGCUGGCUAUCCUGGCCCCCAGGCUGGCCUCUCAGUCCCACCAGCUGAUUAUCCAGGUGCUGGCCCAGUGGGCUCUCCUGUCCAGCAGCAGCCAGUGUAUAAUCAUCCAGGUAGACCUGGAGGGCUACCAUGGAUGCCAGCACCAGCACCUCCAUCAGACUGUCCACCUGGGUUGGAAUAUUUAAGUCAGAUAGAUCAGAUACUGGUUCAUCAGCAAAUUGAGCUUCUGGAAGUCAUAACAGGUUUUGAAACUGAAAACAAAUAUGAAAUUAAGAACAGCUUUGGACAGAUGAUUUACUUUGCAAAGGAGGAUACUGAUUGCUGUACCCGAAAUUGUUUUGGGCCUGCUCGACCUUUUACCCUGAGGAUUGUUGAUAAUCUAGGCCAAGAAGUCAUAACCAUGCAGAGACCACUGAGGUGUAACAGCUGCUUUUUCCCCUGCUGCCUUCAAGAGCUAGAAAUCCACGCUCCUCCUGGUGUACCAAUAGGUUAUGUGACUCAGAUAUGGCACCCGUUUCUGCCUAAGUUUACAGUUCAAAAUGAGAGGAGAGAGGAUGUACUUAAGAUUAUCGGUCCGUGUAUUGUGUGCAGAUGUUGUGCAGAUGUUGAGUUUGAGGUUAAGUCUCUUGAUGAAGCAAAUGUGGUUGGCAAGAUUUCCAAGCAGUGGGGUGGUUUUCUGAGAGAGGCAUAUACAGAUGCUGAUAACUUUGGGAUCCAGUUCCCUUUAGACCUUGAUGUGAAAAUGAAAGCUGCGAUGCUUGGCGCAUGUUUCCUCAUUGACUUCAUGUUUUUUGAAAGCAGUGGAGGCAAUAACUAGAAAGCAGGAAUGUGGUAGUGGAUUAAUGAUAGUCUCCUCAGAAAACUUGAAGCCUGUAUUGAUUGGGAUUACGGAGAAGAAAAACUCAGUUUUUUUUUUUCUUUAUUGAAAUGGCUUAUAGCGUGUUUGAAUUACACUGUGAUGCCUGAAGCUCCAGGUGUAUGAUUUCACUUUUCACAUUAUAGAGUUUAUUUUCUGUAUUACUUAUAAAUGUUUUUAUACAUUUUCUUUUAUUUUAUACAUUUUCUUUUUCAUUGUGUAUUUCAGAGAAAGGAUGUAGGAAUUUUUACAUUUAAACAUGGAAUUUCCUAUGAUAAAUUCCUUAGAACUAUAGUCUCUGCUUUAUUUUCAAGUUUUAUACUAAAUUAAAGACUUACUAGACU
Molecule: messenger RNA, 1521 nt
Organism: Equus quagga
Lineage: Eukaryota; Metazoa; Chordata; Mammalia; Perissodactyla; Equidae
Product: phospholipid scramblase 1-like
Exons: 9
Coding region: 149-1138 (329 amino acids)
Biological process (GO): plasma membrane phospholipid scrambling
Cellular component (GO): plasma membrane
Molecular function (GO): phospholipid scramblase activity
Source: RefSeq, a predicted model, not a curated record